ACACUCCCAACGUCUCUCUGACCAACGAUGAAACAGCCACUGCAAAAGGCCGUGAUUUUCUCGCUUCUCCUCUUAAUCUCCACCGCCACCGCCACCGCCACCGCCGCUACUCCGGCACCUCCCAUUGAAGAUCCUCCUACUCCAUCUCCGACCUCCGCCCCAUCGGACGCACGGCCAUUACUGCCACCGACAUCGCCGUCGCCAUCUUCUUCACCAUCAUCAUCUUCAUCUUCCAACUCUCUUGACCCGAAGCAACUUAGAGCUUUGCAAUCGCUCAACAUCCCCACCUUCAAGGACCCCUGCAAGCAACCCUCACUUCACAACGCCACCGUUUGCGAUUCCUCCGCGCCGUUUCGGCACCUCGUGUUCCUCCGCCUGGCCAAUUGCUCCGAUGACGUCGCUUUGUCAUUCACAGCUCUCAAAUCCCUUUCAACUCUCAGAUCUCUUGAAUUUGUUGACUGCCCCAUUUCCCCUAUUCGCUUCCCUGCCGAUCUGGUUGCCUCUCUCCGAUCCUUCACUUGCACAAACAGCCUCCGUAAGCUCACCGGCGUCUGGCUUAGCCGUCUCGAGAACCUCACCGAUCUCUCUGUUACCAAUGUCCCUGUUAAUGCCUCGGGUCCUUUCGUUAUACUUGGCAACAUGAAUAUCCUCAAGUCUGUGACUGUCUCCAAUGCGAAUCUUACGGGUUACUUUCCGAAGCAUUUGAAUCGCAACCUUACCCACAUUGAUUUUUCGGGUAAUAUGCUCAAGGGAAAGCUACCCACUUCGAUUACUCUGCUGGAGAAUCUAGAAUCUUUGAAUCUAGCUUCUAAUGCGUUCAAUGGCGAGAUACCCACUUCAGUUGGGGACCUGAUAUCGCUUCGGAACUUGUCGUUGGCAUCAAAUUCACUUUCGGGAUCGAUCCCGGAAUCAAUUUCGGCAAUUCCUGGAUUGGUUCACCUCGAUCUGAGCUCAAAUCAGUUGAAUGGAACAAUUCCGGACUUCCUCUCGGAGAUGAAGAGCUUAAAGUAUCUGAAUCUCGAGAACAACCAGUUUCAUGGGGUAAUGCCUUUCAAUGGAUCUUUCUUGAAAAGGCUGGAAAUUUUUAGGAUAAAGGGGAAUAGCAACCUUUGCUACAACCAUUCGAUUCUAUCAUCCAAACUGAAGCUGGGGAUAGCUCCUUGCGAUAGACAUGGGCUUCCAUUGUCGCCACCGCCAGCUAAGGACGAUUCGUCGGCUGAUGAAAACAGCGACUACGAUGACAGUGAUGGAGAUGAUUCUAGCACCCACCACAAGGAGUCUCAUAAUGGCCCCAAUAAAGUCGUGCUUGGAGUCGCAAUUGGGCUGUCUUCCAUAAUUUUUCUCAUCAUUUUCCUGGUUUGUAUGUCCAAGUGUUGUCGUUGAGAGUGAAGAUCGAUCGGCUUUACUUCUAGAGUAGAAUUAUUUGGUUCUUUCUUCUUCUUCUUCUGUUCUUGGUAGAAUAAUAGUAAAGAAACCAUGAUAGGCAUAGGCAUUGUAAAUGUAGUGGCAGGACAAUUUGGUUGGCGUUUGUUCUUUUUGGUGGAUAGUUCCAAUUAUUAUUUGAGUACGGCAUGUUUUGAUGUGUUCAUUUUGAGUGUUAUCAACAUCGUUUCAAGCUUUUGCUUUUGUUUUUUCUAUUAUGACACGAUUUGCUAUUGUCUCAAUAAAAUCUCAUUAUGUUCAGUGUC
Molecule: messenger RNA, 1688 nt
Organism: Cucurbita moschata (crookneck pumpkin)
Lineage: Eukaryota; Viridiplantae; Streptophyta; Magnoliopsida; Cucurbitales; Cucurbitaceae
Product: receptor-like protein 51
Exons: 1
Coding region: 28-1383 (451 amino acids)
Molecular function (GO): protein binding
Source: RefSeq, a predicted model, not a curated record